AUGCCGAAUCGUGGUACGAAGUCCGAUGGUAGCGAGAGUGCACCAGCAAAUGAAACGUCGAAGAAAAUCGCCGAUGGAUAUUCCUGUGGAACCUGUGACGGACCUGAUACUGAUGAUAUGGUACAAUGCGAUCAGUGCGACGGAUGGUACCACUACGAUUGUGUUGGAGUAUCAGAUGAAGUUGUCAACCAGAGCUGGAGCUGUACCAACUGCAAACCCGCAACAUGGAUCCAGCGAACUACGUCAACACCGAUGAACCAAUCAACACCAAUCACUGCCAAGAAGAAGCAGGAAUCGAAACGUACUUCAACAGUUCAGGAAACCACAGCAACAACAACGGUUCGUUCGUCUCGUGAAUCAUCGUCGCAGAAGCAGUCUGAUUCAGUGCUAUUGAGGAAUGCAGAACAUACUCUUCAGUCGAGUUCAUGCAAUGACCAAAGAAAGCAGAAAGUCUCUGUGUCGUCAAUAAAAGGAACUUCUAUGGUCAAACUUGAUCAGGCCCUUUCAGAAGUUUCUUGUUCGUCAUCACAGAUAUCCGCUCGUAAUCGUGCCAAACUGCAAUUAAUGAGACUGCAGGAAGAAAAGGAUUUUGAGGAGCGUCAACAGCAUGAAGAAGCAGAACGUCGACGAGUAGCUGCGGAAAAACAAAAAGAGUUCAUUGCCAAGAAGUACGAAAUUUUGGAAAACUUGGCAAGUGACGAGGGAUCCAUCCGGAGUUCCGGUUCCGUAAUUUCUCGAAGUCGAAUAGAAGAAUGGGUCGUAACUGCCAGCCAUACGCAGUUUAAAACCGAUAUGCAUUUAACUGUUCAACAAUCCUCGCAAAAAGGAAAACCUCAAGAACAGAUGCAACAGGAACAAUUUCAGCAGCAAAAACGACUGAUGCAGCAGAGUGAUGAACAACUGGAUCAAGAAGAAAUCCUGUGUGAACAACAAAUAGCAAAUCAAAUGAAAUCUAAUAACAUUUUGCCUUCCAGACAGAUUAUUGCGUCACAAACGAACUUUCUUCCUGAUCCAGUGCGUGGGCAGUCAGUUCGCUUCAACCCGAAUACUCUGCCUCCAUCAUCACAAAUAAGUCGUCCGAGCAGAUCAACUAUGGGUGUACCAUAUGCCUACAACCAGUUCCAGCUUUCAAACUCUCAGAUUGCAGCACGGCAAGCAGUUUCGAAAGACUUACCCACGUUUUUCGGAAACCCGGUAGAAUGA
Toxorhynchites rutilus septentrionalis is the source of this 1203-nucleotide messenger RNA. RefSeq lists its product as uncharacterized. The transcript has a single exon. Lineage: Eukaryota; Metazoa; Arthropoda; Insecta; Diptera; Culicidae. The coding region runs from base 1 to 1203 and encodes 400 amino acids. The record is from RefSeq and is a predicted model, not a curated record.